Loxodonta africana (African savanna elephant) is the source of this 8622-nucleotide messenger RNA. It is a transcript of the gene SELENOI, whose product is annotated as selenoprotein I. Gene Ontology annotation, biological process: phosphatidylethanolamine biosynthetic process. Lineage: Eukaryota; Metazoa; Chordata; Mammalia; Proboscidea; Elephantidae. The record is from RefSeq and is a predicted model, not a curated record. The transcript is spliced from 10 exons. Gene Ontology annotation, cellular component: endoplasmic reticulum membrane; Golgi apparatus. Gene Ontology annotation, molecular function: ethanolaminephosphotransferase activity.
CGCCGCUCUUCUCCGCCUGCCCAGCCCUUCCAGCCUUGCGCGGCCGGUGCGGUGCUCGUGUUUUACCACCUCCUCGCGGAGAGUCGCUGCCGAGUGGGCGCUCGAUCUUCGGGUCGUCAUGAUGGUUGGUUACGAGUACGUGAGCCCGGAGCAGCUGGCCGGCUUUGAUAAGUACAAGUACAGUGCUGUGGAUACCAAUCCACUCUCUCUAUAUGUCAUGCAUCCAUUUUGGAACAACGUAGUAAAGGUAUUUCCUACUUGGCUGGCUCCAAAUCUGAUAACCUUUUCUGGCUUUCUGUUGGUUGUCUUCAAUUUUCUAUUUAUGGCAUACUUUGAUCCUGACUUUUAUGCUUCAGCACCAGAUCACAAGCAUGUGCCUGAUUGGGUCUGGAUUGUAGUGGGCAUCCUCAACUUCAUAGCCUACACUCUAGAUGGUGUGGAUGGAAAGCAAGCCCGAAGAACCAAUUCCAGCACUCCGCUAGGGGAGCUUUUUGACCAUGGCCUGGAUAGUUGGUCAUGUGUUUACUUUGUUGUAACUGUGUAUUCCAUCUUUGGACGAGGACCAACUGGUGUCAGUGUUUUUGUUCUUUAUCUCCUGCUAUGGGUAGUCUUGUUUUCCUUCAUACUGUCUCACUGGGAAAAGUAUAACACAGGGAUUCUUUUCCUGCCAUGGGGAUAUGACAUUAGUCAGGUGACUAUUUCUUUUGUCUACAUAGUGACUGCGAUUGUGGGAGUUGAGGCCUGGUAUGAACCUUUCCUGUUUACUUUCUUAUAUAGAGACCUAUUCACUACAAUGAUUAUUGGUUGUGCAUUAUGUGUGACUCUACCAAUGAGUUUAUUAAACAUUUUCAGAGGCUAUAAAAAUAACACCUUGAAACACAAUUCAGUCUAUGAAGCUAUGGUUCCCUUCUUUUCUCCAUGUUUGCUCUUCAUUUUGUCUACAGCGUGGAUCCUCUGGUCACCUUCAGAUAUUUUAGAAAUACAUCCUAGAAUAUUCUACUUUAUGGUUGGAACAGCCUUUGCCAACAUCACUUGCCAGCUGAUUGUUUGUCAAAUGAGCAGUACUCGGUGCCCCACUUUGAAUUGGUUGCUCGUUCCACUCUUCUUGGUUGUCGUGGUGGUGUACUUAGGAGUAGCCUCUUCUCACACUGAGAGCGUUCUCCUCUAUAUGUUAACAACUGCUUUCACUCUGGCCCACAUCCAUUAUGGAGUGCAAGUGGUAAAGCAGCUGAGCAGCCAUUUCCAGAUUUACCCCUUCUCAUUGAGGAAACCAAACUCAGAUUGACUAGGAAUGGAAGAAAACAAGAUUGGCCUGUAAUCUACAGAAAGAAGUACUGUAUAUAAGAUGCUUGUAAAUAUUUCACUCAUCACCAUUGAACUAAACCGAUCUGCUUGACAGACAUGGGAACUCAGUGUGUGUGGUACUUGGACAGCAGGAAUGAUUUAUACUAUCUGAAUUUGUGGAAUUUUGGGCCUACUAAUUCCUAGUUUCUUUUAUGUUUUAUAAAACCAUGUGACUUUUUGGUUAAGCAUAAUGUACAUUAGACCAGCAGAAUGUUUCCUAGUGGUUUUAACUUCAUGAGUCCAUAAUGGUUUAGUUCACACAGAGUUAAUGCUUGGCUUUUAUUUUUUAAAACCCCCAAAUUGGUCCAGAAACACUGAUAACAUUCAGAAAACCACAAUACGUUUUUAUAUUUGGUACUUUGUGAUAGGUCUUUAGCUGUGGAAGCUAUCCGGAGCCCAAAUCUAAUAUAGAGAAAAGAUAAGCGCAAGUUACCUUCAGCAAGAGAUGCCAGAUGAUUACAGAACAAUAUACAGUUGUCAAAAACUGGUUUCUUUUUCCCAUGGAAACGCCUUUUGUCCUCACAUUGCUAAGACAGCCAGUAUAUAUAUUUAGAUUCUCUAAUAUUCUGGCCUUCUUUGUUAUGAAACAGAUCUUGAUAAAUGGCUUAAAUUUCUUUUAAAGAAAAAUAUUCUGUUGAGGCUUCGUACAGAUGGGUUGUAAUUAUAAGCCAUCCAUUAGCAAUGUUUAUUUUUUCAAUGUAGAUUCCCCCUCAGCUGCAGAUUGCCAGGAUUUGGUGCCUGUGAACCAUGAUUGUAUGAAUGCACGUGACAGUCCCAGUCUAAUGAUAAUUACUUGUGAAGAAUGCAGAUAAAGUACCUUAUAAGAUAAAAUGAAUUCGGUAUUAGGAAUCUCAUGAACUCUGACCAAAAUUAGUUUUCUGAUUCAACUUGCCAUUCCCUUGUCUCUCUCUCUUCUCUCUCUCUGUGGGAUGGGAUGGGCACUGUGUUUUUUGUUUCAUACAGGAUUAAGCAGAGAGAAACUCUCUCAACUUGCCCAUUUCUCCCACUUGAAGAAAAUUUUUGAUACAUAUGCCUUACUGAGUAUGUACUGCCUUUAAUAUGUCUUGGAGUAACUUUUGAGGUUUACAAACAUAAAAAUUCCUUUGACUUUAGUGUGGUUGUUUUAUAGAUCACAUCUUUUCAUCAGUGUGGAUAUUCUAUUUGUUUUUUUAACUUUGUCACCAUUUAGUUUGGUGGUGGUGAAAUUUACAUGCUGAUUUUCUUUUAUUUUCCACUGAAUGAAGUUUGUGCUUGAAUGAAGAGUGUAUCUUAAACCCUUUUUUUUGGACAGGUUGCACUUGGAUAAAGUAGGCACCACUGUGUUGAUAUGUAAUUAAAUUCAUAACCAUUAUUUAUCUAUGAACAUGACCAUUGUUAAAUUUACUGUAAUGUUUGUUAAAUUUCAGUCUGCUGCUUUGUAAAAAUAACUAUGUAAUUGAUUUUUCAUUUUUUAAAUUUGUGAAUUCUAAUCAUUGUCAUCCAGGUUAUCAGAAAUGAGGAGUCAAGGAGCUAGCUCAGGGUUCCACACUCAUUUUAAAAAAUUGUAAAGGUUGAGGUAUGCUUUCUCUGAGACAAAAAAGGACACUGAAAAUAGAUGAGAAUGGAUGCAGGAGAAGGGGGGAGUAAUCCCAUGUUUGUUAAAAAAAUAAAAAUAAAAAAUUGCCAUCAUGGAGGUCAGGGAAUGAACCAAUUAAGUGAAGGUAGCUACUUUUUGUGUACAUUCUUCUGUGUCAUCUGUAAAAUUGAACUGGGUAAAGUGCUAAUUUGGGGUAGGAAAAAAGCUCUGUUUUAAGGUUUCUAGAUGGAUCAUUUUACUGUUUUGUUUACCUUGUACACAGGAAUGAAAUUUGUAUUAUAAGAAAAGUAGUGAUAAAUAUUUAUAAAAUGACAAAUGUGGACCACAGGUUUUUUUCAGUGUGUACAGUAUAGUAAAAAUACCUUUUACUUCUGGCAAAAGGGUCAUGUCCUAUAAUCUUGGGGCCAUUUUACCUCAGAGUGUGUUUCUGCUGUCUUUCUGUUGCAUUGAUUUUAUUUGAAAAAUGUUUUGUGCCCAUACUUUACGACAUGUUUCCUAUGGUGGUAAAAAAUUAUGCCAGAGUCAGUUUUAUUGAUAAAAUUAGAUAAAAGAAGGGUGGCUGCCAACAAGUGAACGUAAAACUGAACAAUUAGCUGUUUCAGAAUACUGUGGACUUGUGAAUCUUUAGUGUUCUGCCCUUUUUCUUGUUUUUGUCUGCCGUGCAUCUUGAAAGCCCCCAUUUGUUUAUGUACAGCAGCUGAGGCAGGACUUAAUUACAAAUAGUCCUACAUAUUUAUGUCAUGCCAAUUACCGUAACAUUUCCAAAGUAUAAAAGCUCUUUCAGGCUUAUGCAUGAUAUUUUGGGGGUGAGUUCACACCCUGGCCUUUCUCCCCAGUAUACACUGAGCUGCCUUUUGGGGAGCCGUGGCAUGGUUGGCCACGCGUGCAUGCUAUCUGUACAUUUCAGAAUAGAGUGCCUUAGCCAGGCCAGAGAUCUGCAUUGUGUUUCUGCCGACCAAAGUCACAUAGACGUGUAAGAAGCCUCUGAAAAGGUUAUAGUGUGAAAAAAUGUCCUUUCAGGCUUAUCAGGAAAUAAUUCCCCUGUACUCGAGGGGGUCAUGGAAUAGAGAAAUGUUUUAAAAACCCUGGAUAGAGUAUGCUAAUGCUGCCUUUUGUGGUCCUUUAAUAAUCAUGUUUAAAACGAUCACAAUUGAAAACAUCAUUCCUCCACUAAUGGAUAGAGAUGGUGGUAUAUUUUAGUCUUAAGACAAAUAGAGUUACUUCCAAAUGGAAAAUGAAAUAUUCUCUGGCAUUUUAGUAAUGUGAUUAAAAUACUUUUUAUUCUAAUUUUUAAAAGAAUAUUAAACGUUGAUUUUGGCCAAGGAUGUUACAGUACUACUACCAACAUGUCAUUUAUUCUAAUAUAGAGGUAUUGGGAAGAGGGCUGCGUGUCUAGAGUUGUCCAAAUUCCAAAUAGAUAAGCAAAAGAGUAUUGGUCAUGGCCUGGCGCCCGGGCAUUGAGGGAGUAUACAAAGGAAAAAGGCGCCCUGGCAUAGAGGGAGUAUACAAAGGAAAAAGGCGCCCUAGUGUCCGCUUUAAAGGGAGGAAGUGACUGCUUUAGUGCCCUAUGGAUUGAAAGUUUUCUAACUGUUCUGUUUUCAAAGAAUCAGUUUAUUUUGUAGUCAGCCAAAAAACAUUUGGAAUGUACCUUGCUUUCUAGAGCAGACUUUGGAGAAUCAAAAAGAUAAUCAGAAGGUGUUUGAGUCAAAGAAUUGUUUUCCUCUUUGUGUUUUAACUGGAGGCAUAUUUGUAAUUCUCCCUUUUCAUUCUUCGCUUGAGUUUCCUCUUAAUCAACUACUACCUAGAACAGAGACGGCCCCAUCAGGCCUUGCUUGCCUCUAGGUCUUACAACAUUCAGAACUCCUUGAUCGCCUUAGAUCUCUUGACUAGUCAAGGACCCAAGAAUGUGCCAGAUGGAACAAAGUAAACAGGAUGGGAUGAAACUUUUGACUUUGGUUCCAAAAUGAGCCAAAAAGUCAGACACAAAUCUUUGGUUGUGCGGAUUCCUAUGUUCCGAGUGGCCUUGAUCUUGACCUCAGUUUGGAACUUGAUUAAAUACUCUAGGAAAUUUGUGAGGUCACACCAGAAUUUUCGUUGUCCCAUGAGGUAUCUUGAACACCCUGUGGGUGACUAACCUUACUAAGUUAGCUGCCAGGGCUAGAACCUUCCAGGAAGACUUUUAGCUAGUAUGUUGCAUUUGAAGCACUUUGACAUACCUUUAAAGUGACAGUUUUAACAGUAAAAUGGUAUUGAAUUAAUCACUGUGAUACUUGAAAGUACGGUGCUCUGUGCAUUUUAGGAAGCUUAAGUAAGUUUCUGAUUUUCCAUUAUUAAUUAUGCAACCUGUGUAAUUUGUAGAUUUUAGUUCUGACAGUGGUACAAAUGAUUGACAUAUUGGCAGGCAGUUACUUUAGGGUAUAUAAUAAAUCAAAGCUGUCUAACUUUUCCAGAGAAAGUGGUGAUAUGUUUGCUUCUUCCUAGCAUGGAGCCAUGGAAAUUGGGUUUGUUGGCGAACUCAUUUCUAGUGUUUCUAUAGGGCAAAAUGAAUGUAACCUUUUUAAUCUGCAUGCUGGUAGUAUGUUUUGCUCUUUAAUAAACAGAUACUCAAGGGAUAGUAAUGGAGCUGUUCUUUGUUUUUAAGCAGGGCUCUGCUCUGAAAUGAGCAGCAAGAUCUUGCUUUUAGUAUUUAGGGUAACAAAAGAAUUGUUGCUGUCUCUAGCCCUGUCGCAGGCAGCCUGAACCAAGGCCUGUGUUGCAUUUGGUCAGAAGGCCAGGUUCCCAGAAUUGGAAAGUGGCAGCACAUGGACUGCUUUUAGAAUCGUUUUAGAAGGGAUUGCCUCUAUAGGAAGAUCCGUUUGGGCACAACAGAAGAAUUGUUCUGAUCUUCCACAGACCAUUUACAUUGUCUUGCUCUUCAUAGUAUCAUUCUUAGAAAGCUGGGCUAAAUCUGAGUGGUGGUGUUUUUAAAGCACACCUAUUGGGUCAUGGUCAUAGAGUACCUAAAUGCCACACUGACAUUAGAGACAGUAUUGAAGACACAGGGAGUGACCCAGUGCUGUGAGUGCUUCUGCUUCUUUGGCUGAGGUCUUCUCUUGAGCAGUUUCUACGGGUAACAGUCAAAAUUAGAAUUGAUUUUAGACUUAAAAGUACAAUUCACAGUAAGUUUUAGAUUCUGAUAUAUUUAACAGGUACUUUUUAAUAUCUAAAGAAUAAGUUCUUGACCUAGAAUGUAUUUAGUUAGUACUUAAUGUCACAAGGUUAUAAAAACCUGUUGCUGUCGAGUUAAUUCCAACUCAUAGCGACCCUGUAGGACAGAGUAGAACCGGCCCCAUAGGGUUUCCAAGAGGGGCCUGUUUUAAUUUUGCCGGAUCUAUGAAUUCUGCAUUAUAAAUCUUUUUGAAUUACUGUUAUCACUCAGUAUCAGACUUUGAGUUUAAUAACUGCUAAUUGAGACUGCCUGCAACGCUAACAUGUAGAUGGUUUUGCUUAGAUAACUUGUCACAUUAGAGCAGAUAGUUAAGACACAAAGACCCAGCUACAUGUAAUGGUUUGCUUAUUUCAAAAUGUGCCAAGAAAGCAGAAUUCAGUAUUAAACUCCCAAGUUUCAAUGUUAAGUUUUUUUUAAGUAGCAUUUCCUCCUGGGUUAAGGGGAAGACAAUAAAUUGCCAAGGUGUCAACUCCUUGCUCCUCCUUGCCCCGCCCCACACUGUAACAUAAUAAAUUUGUAGCCACUUGUAGAAAAAGAACUUGAUACUUUUCUGAGUAGGCUUUCAUGCCCUGUGACUAAGAAUACUUUGCAGGAGUCAUGGCCAAAUCGAUUAUUGAGUUAUUUAGCUUGGUCCUGUUGCAGUUGGCAUUCUUUAGUAUUGUAAAACAAGAGAACACUUCCAUCCCUUCUCAGGUACCUAGAGACAACUCCACCUGAGCAGCUGGAGUAUGUUUGCUUUCGGUAGAAUAUAUCAGGAAGAUGAAGAGCAUAAGAUGUUACUUUCCUUUUCAAGUAGCUUAAUUAAACAUAUUAGUAAUUGUUCUGUCCAGAACUUGGCUGUGUUCAUAGUAAAUAAUGUAGCAUUUAUUUUAUCUGGGUUUGCGUGGCAUGUGUAUAUAUAAAUAUUUAAUAUGUACGCACAUAUUCUCUGUACAUAUGGAUGUAUGGUAUAUUCAUAUAUACAUGCAGUCUAGAUUAUCACCAAAAUGUUGGCUUAAUCUGCACGUGGCCCCUAAUUUUGUGACGCCUGUUCCUGAUCUGGAGCCACGGUCUUUCCUACUUCCAGUUCAUCUCGUUCCCCAGGAAAGGCCCUUUAAUAUGUCACUUUCCAUUUCUCUUUCCCCAGGAGUGUGUGAGCAGAAAGACCAUUUUUGAGAAAGGUGGAUGCUUCUCCCAGGGCUGAGGCUGCUGGGUCUGAGUGAUAAUGGGGCCUAUUUCUGGCCAGGAGGCAGUUGUGCUCAUGGGCUUGGGGGCAGCGCUUUAGCUCUUGCUGAAACAAGGCUUCACAGCUUGCUUAAAUUACUUAGCCAGAAUGUGGUCAAGUCUCAGAUUGAUGUACAGAUAGAAUUCAACAGUGUACUUCAAUGUUAUUUUUGCAUUAUUGGUAUUACUGUUCCCUAUUGUUAGCCUAGAUAAUCAAGACCUGACUGCUGCUUAUUAUUGGAUCCUGGAAGCCUUGCCCUUUCAACUGGAUUUGUGUUUGUUUCUGCUGCUGUGAAACCCAAAAGUAAUGCAGUAGGUUUUAAUUUAAAAUUGUUUAAUUCUAUUACUGAUAAAUAUUUAUUGUAAUAAAAGCAAAGAGUAAAUAAUUUUUAAAUCCUUUUAAUUGUUUCCAGAUUGUCUUUUUCAUUUUUCCUUAGUAGGUAGAAGAAGGGGAGGGAGCUGUGGGGAGAAAAAUAAUGACCAGCCACUUGUCUCAAAGUAUCAUUGAUUUUUUUUUUUUUUUUUUAGAGUAAAACAUUAAGAAGAUUGUUUUUCUUUUGAGAAAGAUCAGUCUGCUUGCUCCUGGGUGUUCUGUAAUCCUGUGACUUGCUUCAGAGAACAGAAUACUAGGCAGGUGACAGUAACAGCUAUUCCUAAUACAUUGUUCUUGACCCUUCCAGAACGGGGUACUGGCAGGGAUGGAUUACUCAGUAAGCAAGGUAAGCACGUGCUUAGGGCAUCAGCAAAACAGAGGCACCAGUUGUCCAAAGCAAACAGCUCGUAGAUGCCAAGCAGACAGGACACAAGGAAAAGCGAGUGCCGCAGUGGAAGGGAACUGACUCAUUUUCUUUGUUGUAGAAUAUGUAGAAUAUUCCUUUUCUAGAAAAUGUGAUAUAUAGUAAAAAUCUUAGUACCCCACAUCCAUUAAGAAUUUUAUAAUCCCGUUUCAUCUCAUUCCACUAAAGUGGCAUAUGCCACUUUUGUGUUCAGUUGCUAAAUAUUAUAGUUACAUUUAAAAAAGAAGUUACAUCAUGGAUAGCUAAGACACACACACAAACCCAUGUAUGUACAUGUAUAUGUGUAACUCACAUACCCCGUUUGAACGUGUGAGUAAGCAGAGGAGGGGCUUAGGGCCCUCACAUGCCUUAAUGGGGUCCUAGGUAUGGGCAUAGGGUCGCUGUGAGUUGGGAUCGACUCGACGGCAACAGGUUGGGUAUGGGCAAUAUAUAUAUAGUUCUCAUGACUGGGUUGCAUUUAAAUUAGUUUGUAAGGUGGUUGUUUAAUACUCAAA